GCAAAGCUGGAUUGGCCUCCUCCAAUGGCCGGUCCACUCCUCUCGAUCCCAUCAAACCCUCCUCCAUUGCUGACGUCGCCACCCAACGACGCGCCAGACAUAGCCUAUCCGCAUCACAACAGUUGCUCCCUGCUAAUUUUACUCAAAUUCUUCGUAUCCACGGGUGUGUGGUUUUGACCCACGGGCCCCAAACUCGGUCGGGGAACGCACGAAAUGCCGGCCCUGUGGCACGGCAUGUCCGACUAGUGCAAUGAACAAUAAGGACCCAGCUCCCUGGCUUGGCGCCCGGGGCCGUUUGGCGCUGCUGCGGCUCCUGCUGCUGACUGCCCUCGCCUCAGCGCGAGUAGCUUGCGCGGCGUCCUCCCUCCGCAGAGCCGGCGCCGCAAAUAAUGGCGUUGCGUAUGUUGUGGCCUCUGCAAGCGGCGCCGCCGACGCAGCAGCACCGGCACAGGCCCCUCGCAACGAGCUGAUGUCCUGGUGGCUCGGGCGCCUGCCGCUUCCGUCGCAGCCUUUGUUUACAAACUGCGAUCUCGACAUUGACAGUGCUGUUGUCUCAAAACCGGCGGCUUUGGGGCUGGAUAGCGAAGGGGGCGACGGCGGCGCUGCUGCUGAUGCUGCUGCGGGGCGUGCCGUGCCAGCUGUGGGGACACACGUGCCCCGACCCACAUCAACGGACGACGCUCAGCCCGAGGCGCAGCAGCCCACAGCAGUGCCCGGGCGUCAGCCAUGUGGCAUCGCUGCCACCAACGACGAGCCAACAGUCUCAGACGCCAAUAUUCUAGACGCUGCCGCACUCCUGGAGGCGGCUUGUAGGGACCGUCAGGGGACCAGCAGCAGGCCCAGCCAGCAGGGUGGUGGGGGGGAUGACGUGGCAGCGGCGGCGCAGCCGGGCCGCCGCCGCGCGCAGGGGCGCGGUGUCCUGCAGUCGGCGGCCCUGCCUCCUCUGUCUGAUCUGCUGGGCAAGGGCGGCAGCGUCGGUGGCCCUCAGCUUUCCGGUGGCGCACCGCCCAUUCGCCUGUCGGACAUAUUGGGCGGCGGCGGCGGCGGAGGGGGCGGCGGCCCCGGCCCCGGCCCCGAAACAAACCCUGGCCCCAGCGGCUGGCCCCCGCCUGGAGCCAGCACCAACCCCAGCAUAGGGCGGCGUGUCGCCGCCUACGACGGCCAUGUGGGUGCCGCUGCUGCUGCUGCUGCUACUGCCGCCAUUAGUGGUGAUGCUACAGUCGCAGCCGGCCUCAGGAGCGGGUCGGCAGGGGCUGCCCAGCGGCAGGGCAACCGAAGGCUCCUGCUCGGUCGGCUCUUGCGCGAUCCCAGCAAUGGGGGCAGCGCCGGCGGUGGUGGCGGCUGGCACUCAGAGCGGGCUGCCAAUGCCGUGAUGGAAGCCGCGGCAUCAGUCUUUGCGGCAGCCGCGAGUGCUACAGCCUCACAAGACGCGGCAGCGCAACAGCACACGCUCGCGCGUGAAACCGCCGGCAGGCAACAGCCGGCCGCCGCCGCUGCCACAGGGGCCGUGGUCACUGGCGAGUCGCCGCUCCCAGCUGCUGCGCAUCAGCUGCUUCAGAGCAAGGCCACAGCCGCAGUGGUUGCGGGCAUCGCCAGUGGCAGCCUGCACCUUCUGGCCCGCCGGCUGUGGCGGCUGCAGCGGGCGGUGGCGGGAGCUGCUGCGGCGGCGGCGGUGCCCCAGGGCGAUGACGCCGCGAGGCUCGCUGCCGCACCUCUGAAGACAGCACACGACGCGGUUGGACAGCAGGCCUCGACGCCUGCGGGUGCCCGAGUGUUCGUCUUGAGCGGGGGCGCCGGCGAUGACGCGGAGUUGCUCAAUAUCGGCAGCAAGAGCAGUGGCACCAGCACCAGCAGUAGCAGUACCCCCGGCAGCAAUGGCCAUGGCGCUCGCCGGGGCGGCAGCAUCACCGUUCCAGACGGCGACGACAGCACCGCGGCUGCACCGCGCAGGCCACCGCCGCGGCAGCUGCUGCAGCAACAGCCGCCGGGGCUGCCGCCCAGCAUCACGCCACUGCCGGCCCCGCCACCACUGCCGUCCGGCGUCAGCCUGGAUGGGCUGCUGGCCGCGCUGCCGCCCACAGGCGUCAAGCUCUCUGACAUCGCCGGGCCGCUUGGCAUUGACCUGGGAACGCUGGGCAGCAUCCCACUGCCGCCGUUGCCGUCCCCGCCAGGCAGGCCGGCGCCAGCGCCCACGCCCAAGCCAGCUGGCGGCGGCGGUGUGUCGGCCCCAAAGAUUUCACUUGAGAUCAUCGUGGGUAGCCCUGGAGGUGGUGGAAACGGCGGAGGCGGAGGCAGUUCGCCCGCCGGCCCGCCUGGCGGCAAGAUCAACAACAGCCGCAACAGCGGCGGCAGUAGCAGUAGCAUUGGCAAUGAUGCCUCGGCCACCCUAAAGCUCACGGACCUUUUCGGCAGCCCGCCGCCACGCCAGGGAUAGAUCGCAGGGCUAGCGGGCCACUGGCAAGCUUUGUGGAUAGCAUGCGAGGGCAGGCCGGCAGAGAGCGAGCGAGCAGUCUGAGGUUGACUGGCCCAGUCGCGGUUCCAUGUGCAGUAGAUCCGGGUGUGCUUGGUAGGUUCCACGGGCUGCUGCAUCUGUAUGAUAAGGGUAUGCGACGGCUCAUGACUUAGGCGGAGCACUACAGUCAUCAUAAGUU
Molecule: messenger RNA, 2651 nt
Organism: Chlamydomonas reinhardtii
Lineage: Eukaryota; Viridiplantae; Chlorophyta; Chlorophyceae; Chlamydomonadales; Chlamydomonadaceae
Exons: 3
Coding region: 251-2434 (727 amino acids)
Source: RefSeq, a predicted model, not a curated record